CAUCAACGCCAACCAUCCCGACGGAGACAGUGCCCCUUGCCACGCCACCACCCACCACCCGAACUGGCAUCACCACACCGCCCACCUGCGCCAAAAUUAGUGGUAUGACUCUCAGGAGGAGGGAGAAUAAGAGACAGUGCACUCAAAAGAAAAUGGGAAGAUGUGCUUCUACUGGGCUGAAAAGAAAAUGGAGUCUGAGAGGCGUGAGGAGAGCUGAGGCUGCCUGAGUGAGGAGCAUUGCUAGGGAAGGAAGGAAGGAAGGAAGGAAGGCACCACUACAAUGGCUGAAGAAGAGAAUGUGAAGGUGGCGGUUUGGGUCCGGCCAAUGAAUAAGCGGGAGCUGGGACGAAAGGCCAAGUGCGUAGUGAGCAUGAAGGGAAAUAUCACCACGGUCACCAACCCUGAUGACUCGGCCGAUGUCAAGUCCUUCACCUACGACUACUCUUACUGGAGCUUUGACGGCUGCAAGGAGGAGCCCAAUGGCUACUUUGCCAAGCAGUCACCCAACUCCAAGUAUGCUGAUCAGAACACGGUGUACAAUGAUCUGGGAGGUGGAGUCUUAGCAAACGCCUGGGCUGGUUAUAACUCCACACUGUUCGCUUAUGGGCAGACAGGCUCGGGAAAAUCUUGGUCUCUCAUUGGAUAUGGAUCCAAUAAAGGAAUCGUGCCAUUGUUCUGUAACGAUUUAUUUAAUGGCAUCACACAAAACACAGAGGAGAAGGAGUUUGAAGUGAGGUUCAGCAUGUUGGAGAUCUACAAUGAGGUAGUUCAUGACCUGCUCAACCCCACCAAGAGCAAGAAAGGCCUCAAGGUCCGCCAACACCCGAAGAAAGGCUUCUAUGCUGAAGGCCUCAAGCUGGCUCUGGUCACCAACUACAACGAAAUUGAGCAGAAGAUGAACGAGGGCACCGUCAACCGCACCAUCGCCUCCACCAACAUGAACGCCACCUCAUCCCGCGCCCACACCAUCGUUGGCAUCACCGUCAUACAGAAAUUCAAAAACAAUGCUGGACAAGAAACAGCAAAGCAGGCCGUUGUGAACUUGGUGGAUCUGGCUGGAUCACCCAAAAUGGAGGUCACUCUGGCGUUUUGCCUCUGCCAGUUGGGGGGAUGUGAGGAUCGAGUGACGCAGUUCAAGGACGGGGAUGUCACGGGGCUUCAUGAGGCAUUUAACAGGGACACUCGCAGGCCUCUCCCUGUUCUCUCUAACUUCCUGCAACAAAUCGUAGACACAAUCACGCAAGGCAUCUACCUUCAUCUCUAA
Molecule: messenger RNA, 1264 nt
Organism: Portunus trituberculatus (swimming crab)
Lineage: Eukaryota; Metazoa; Arthropoda; Malacostraca; Decapoda; Portunidae
Product: kinesin-like protein KIF28P
Exons: 9
Coding region: 281-1264 (327 amino acids)
Biological process (GO): microtubule-based movement; cytoskeleton-dependent intracellular transport
Cellular component (GO): kinesin complex; microtubule
Molecular function (GO): microtubule binding; microtubule motor activity; ATP hydrolysis activity
Source: RefSeq, a predicted model, not a curated record